AUGCUAGAGGACGAGUCUCGGCACAAGAGCCCCGGCUUCCGUGAACUCUGGCAACAAAAACGCGUCCUAGGUUUCUGUCUUUUAAUUUUCCUCUUGCCAGUCAAUUUCGGCUACGAACUCGCGUUGGUGGGCAACAUCAUUGCCAUACCCUCGUUCCUUCGGCGAUUUGGCGUGAGAACCUCAAGUGGCGUUCUGGAAAUCACUGCAAGAGAUCAACAAGUGCUCAAUGCCUCCACAACGGUGGGCAUCUUCGUGGCGGCGUUCAGUGCUGGUUUCAUCGCAGACAAAAUCGGACGCCGCAAGGUGGUCCUAAGUGGAUGCGUACUCUGCAUCGUGGGAAUCUUCGUUCAAGGCUUCUGCAACUCGAUCAUGAUGCUCUUUGGCGGCAAGCUGAUUAGCACGCUUGGGUAUGGGCUUGGCCACGCAUUGGCACCUGUGUAUGUUGCCGAGAUCGUACCAGACAAUCUUCGUGGCAUAUGCCUGACUUUAGUGAAUACAAUGAUAGUUGUUGGUCAGUGGUCCUGCGCCCUUGUCGGUUAUGGUGGAUCAUUUAUCAGCAAUGAUUGGGGGUGGCGCGUGCCUAUUUUGACUCAGCUCCUUCCACCAGUCUUGAUGAUCGUUUUAGGUGCGGCUAUUCUUCCUGAGUCGCCAUCCUGGCUCAUUCUGCAUGGACAUCGCGACGAGGCCAUGGUGGCACUCCGAAAGUUCAAUGGACCCGAGUACGAUGCGGCGCAAGCUGUCGCAGUGCUGGAAGCAGUCGUACAGAAGGAACGUGACUUGGCAACAGAGGGCGCUUCAUACAUCGAGUGUUUUCAGGGCGUGAACAUGAGGCGUACUCUGAUUGUCUGCAUGGUAUACAUUGCCCAGCAGUUCGUAGGAGCCAAUUUUGUAGCGGGAUAUCUACCAUAUUACUUCACCGUGGCCGGAGUCAACAAUCCGGUAGGCAUCGCUCAAGUGAGCUACGCGAUUCAGCUUCUCGGAAACUUUGUCUCACUAUUCCUCGUGGAUCGGAUUGGACGUCGCCCGAUGAUAGUGUAUGGGACUUUCGCAAUCACAGCUCUGCUACUACUAGUCGGUGGUCUGGGAACCAUGGAGAACAGUCAGACUGCAUUGAAAGCUGUAGUAGGUUUGAUGUCAUUCUGGGGAUUCCUUUUCCAGCUCACGCUAGGAGCCGUUGCCUAUGCCGUCGGUGGGGAGACAGCUACGGCUCGUCUACGCCAGAAAACGUAUUCGAUCAACGUCAUGACGAACACAGCCGCAGCCUGCCUUGUGACGCAGCUUGUACCAAUCUUGGUCAAUCCCGGCAACGCCAACCUUGGCGCCAAGGUGGCAUUUGUCUUUUUCGCCCCAUCAGUGUUCUUGUCCGUGUAUCUGUUUUUCUGCUUCCCUGAGAUGAAGGGUCGUAGCUACCUGGAGCUGGAAGCCAUGUUCCAAAUGAAGCUUCCUGCGAGAGCUUUCAAAGGUUACCGCUGUGAGAUCGAGGUGGCGAACAUCACAGAAGAGGGUGGUAAAGAGAAAGCAGUCGCGAUUAUACACGACGAGGGCCUCACUAGGGUAUGA
Molecule: messenger RNA, 1560 nt
Organism: Boeremia exigua
Lineage: Eukaryota; Fungi; Ascomycota; Dothideomycetes; Pleosporales; Didymellaceae
Product: maltose permease
Exons: 4
Coding region: 1-1560 (519 amino acids)
Biological process (GO): transmembrane transport; carbohydrate transport
Cellular component (GO): membrane
Molecular function (GO): carbohydrate:proton symporter activity
Source: RefSeq, a predicted model, not a curated record